AUGUCGACUCCAGGAAAUGCUAUGGACUCUCUAAGUGCUGCUUUGAAGUGUAAUAUAAUACCAAAUCAGGAGUAUCUUCUUCAGGGUUCUGUCCUGGAUCAAUAUGUAGAAGUUUUGUUACACCGUUUAAGAGGUUUAUGCGAUAAUGUUGAUAGUGGACCUGAAACGUUUCACGACCAUGAAAUAUGUUUUUCGUUAAGAAUACCCAAUUCAGGCGCAACAACGUCGAUGCCAAUGUCAGUAUUUUCACUUAGAGUUCGCAGAGCCAUAGAUGUAACCGAUACCCCAUUUCAACUCCGAUAUAUAGGUCAACAGGAACUGGGUGACAAAAAUCGACCAACAGUGGUUCGUUCUAGUAUAGAUAUGGCUUGCAGCUCUUCAAUUAUCGAAUUUCUCAAUGAGUUAGGGUGCAGGAUAGAUUUUGAAUAUAUCGCCAGGGGUUACAUGUUUAGAAAAGGUAGAAUGAAGAUUACAGUUUCAAAGAUAUUCAAAAUGGGUAGUAAUAAGCAAGAAAGUGUUGAACCUAUUUCACAAAGUUACAUAGUUGAAUUAUCAGUAUUGGCACCAUCUGGUCAGGAUUCUAUUGGUGAAGACAUGAGAAUAUUUGCAGAGCAAUUGAGGCCUCUCGUGCAAUUAGAGAAAAUAGAUUAUAAACGGUUGAGUAAUAUGAUGUGA
Messenger RNA from Psylliodes chrysocephalus, 675 nucleotides. Lineage: Eukaryota; Metazoa; Arthropoda; Insecta; Coleoptera; Chrysomelidae. The record is from the annotation of a GenBank genome assembly.